Molecule: messenger RNA, 770 nt
Organism: Branchiostoma floridae (Florida lancelet)
Lineage: Eukaryota; Metazoa; Chordata; Leptocardii; Amphioxiformes; Branchiostomatidae
Product: collectin-11-like
Exons: 3
Coding region: 259-627 (122 amino acids)
Source: RefSeq, a predicted model, not a curated record
GAGAGUACGGUUUUCUAAUUGAACUACUUUACAGUAGAACUGUAUUUUUAAAGUAACUUGUUUUAAUCCAGUUGCAUUUACUUGUGUUUAAAUCUCAUACAAUAGCUUUCUUGCAUUGAGAAGUUUAUUUUCUGAUUUGUUUCAGGCUGUCCUGUAGGCUACCAACAGCACGGUGGCAACUGCUACAAGGCAUAUAACGAUGAGAAGACAUUCGACGAGGCUGCUGCAACAUGUCAGGGUGAUGGAGGCAGUCUGGCCAUGCCCCGUGACCAGGCCACUCAUGAGUUCCUGAUCAACCUGAAGAACCAAGUUGACAGAGAUGCAUGGUUCUACCUUGGCUUAGAUGAUCUGGAUCAGGAGGGAGACUGGCGGUACAUCGACGGGACGCCCCUCGGAACCUUCCAGCCCUGGGCCCCGAGAGAACCAAACAAUAGUUUUGACAAUGAAAACUGCGGUAUGAUGUUCGAAUAUAACACAUGGAAUGAUGUACGGUGCUUCAAGGAACUGAAGUUCAUCUGCCAGACAUCCUUGCAAGCACCACCCACGAGGAAAACAUCACAUGUACAGAUCUGUCGAUCCCCACCAGUCAAGAAAACAUCUCCAUCCUCAGACGACACCAAGCUCUGAUUGAUUGUGAGAAACCAGAUGUCACAAUGGAACAUCCAAGAACAGCAGUGUGGAGUCAGCUGAGAAUUUUCAAGUUAAUCCUUCAGUUCUGCGGAAAUAUUUAGGGCCCACCCACCCGUUUUGAGAUGAUUAAAUAUUAUAUU